Molecule: messenger RNA, 1973 nt
Organism: Xenopus tropicalis (tropical clawed frog)
Lineage: Eukaryota; Metazoa; Chordata; Amphibia; Anura; Pipidae
Gene: sntg2
Product: syntrophin, gamma 2
Exons: 17
Coding region: 1-1656 (551 amino acids)
Cellular component (GO): syntrophin complex; cytoskeleton
Molecular function (GO): structural molecule activity
Source: RefSeq, a predicted model, not a curated record
AUGGAGACUGGAUGGAGCAGGAAGAACAGGAUAGGAACAGAACUAGAAGCACAGGAGCCUGAGCAGGGAGGCGAGAAACAGGGACAGUGCCCCAGGGCUCAGCAGACUAAAACUGGUUUUGCCCAAUUGUACAAUGAAGGUUCAGAAAAUGCUUGUGAUGUUCGCCUGAAACUUACUAAGGAAGCGCUGACUAUACAAAAGCAAGACGUUAUCUGUGUUUCUGGGAGUGACCAGAGUACAAAUCGCAGAACUGUUACACUUCAUAGACACCCUAUUGGAGGACUGGGUUUAAGCAUCAAGGGUGGAGCACAACAUAAAGUACCUGUUGUUAUAUCAAAAAUCUUUAAAGAUCAGCCAGCUGACAAGACUGGAAUGUUAUUCAUAGGGGAUGCAGUUAUGCAGGUUAAUGGCAUAAAUGUUGAAAAUGCGACUCAUGAAGAAGUGGUUCACUUAUUACGGAAUGCCGGAGAUGAAGUGACAAUUACUGUUUACUAUUUAAAGGACACACCUUCAUUUCUUAAGUUGCCACUAGGCUCUCCGGAUCCUCCCAGUGACCAUAGCAGCGGAGCAUCAUCUCCUCUUUUUGAUAGCGGAUUACAUUUAAAUGGAAAUAUUUCGAAUACGGCUCCUUCAUCUCCUUCCUCCCCGACAGUUAAACAAGCCAGAUAUGAGAAGCGAUGGAUAGACGCACUUUCAAUCCCACUAUUGAUGGCUCGGAUAUCGAGAUUCAGAGUUUCAACAGUAAAGUUAAGACGUAACUCAUUUGAGCUGCUAGCACUUGAUGGGAUUUCUUCUGGGAUUCUUCAGUUUAAUACAGCCCAUGACAGUGCUGACUGGUUAAGAGCAAUAUCAACAAACAUCAACGAUCUGACACUACAAAAUAUGAAAAUGAUUAACAAAUGCUAUUCUAUGUGUGAUCAGAUCAUUCACAUGGGCUGGGUGAGUGAGAAAGUCCAAGGUUCUGAUGGAUCCCACAUGUAUAAAUUCAAGUUCCUGGUUUUGAAGGGCUCAUCUUUCUACAUUUUUAAGACGCCACCAGUUAGUACACUAGACUGGGUACGAGCGGAAAAGAUAUAUAACCUCUGUGAGGUUUUAUUUAAAGUAAGCAAGGUUUGGCCUGCUGAUGAAAUCUGGAUUCAAGAAAAUCUGUAUUUAAAUCAUAAUCAAAACGAAGAGCUUGAAGAACAAAGACCUUACUGCUUCAGCAUACUAGUUGGGCAUGGAAAAAGUCAUUAUUUUAGUGUUGAAUUAGGUAGCGAUUUACCAGUUUUGGAGAAGUCUUUCCAAAAAGCAAUCUUUAUGGAAGUUCAAAGAACAGGGUCCAAAACGUAUGUUUGCAGCAGCCAAGGAGAGGUUGUUUGUUUCACUGUGGACUUCAUCUCAGGAUUUACGUGUUUUGAUAGCAAGUCAAAGAAUAUAAUUUGGAGGUUCAAGUUCUCCCAAUUAAAAGGAUCAUCAGAUGAUGGGAAAACCAGAGUGAAGCUACUUUUUCAGAGCCCUGACACCAAACAAAUUGAAAUGAAGGAGUUAGAGUUUCAGGAUCUGACGGCGGUUCUGCACUGCAUCCAUUCUUUCAUUGCGGCAAAAGUUGCUUCUAUGGAUCCCAUGUUCAUAAACAACCAAAGUCACGCUAGAAAAUAUAUCUACAACACGUAAACAUCGAAGCUUUGUGGCAAAACAAGAACUAUUUUCCUACAGAAUCUAUUUCACGCACAGCGAAAUUUUAAAUGACUUCAAUACAAAUGACUGAAACAGAAAAGAAGACUAUUUUUAUUAUUUAUCAUGUUUCAUUUUGACUUCAUUUUGAAAGCAUCAUUUCGGUGUACUUCAUGGAAAUAUCGAAAGCACAUUUUCCCUAUCUCGUAUAAGUGGAGGGGACUAUGAUUUAGCACUUUACAAUAACUGCUCUAAGAUUUUGAACAUAAUUACUAAAAAUGUACUUUUUCUUUUUCAUUAAACCCAUUAUAUAGAAA